This is a messenger RNA of Neoarius graeffei (lesser salmon catfish), 1341 nucleotides long. RefSeq names its product membrane-spanning 4-domains subfamily A member 12-like. Bases 296 to 1060 code for a protein of 254 amino acids. The record is from RefSeq and is a predicted model, not a curated record. The transcript has 8 exons. Gene Ontology annotation, cellular component: membrane. NCBI's taxonomy places the organism in Eukaryota, Metazoa, Chordata, Actinopteri, Siluriformes, Ariidae.
CUUGGCUCUGAUUCUCUCUGGAGCUCUGUGUCAUGUUCAGACAUCACAUCUGGUCGCACAACUGCUUUGUGGGAUUUUUUUUCUUUUCUUUUUUCAUUCGGGUCUUGUAUUUCGGCUCAAUCUCAAGGCAGGAAAUCUGCAUCACUGGAACUGUAAACAUAAUUUCUGAAGAAUAGGAGGAGUUUAGGAUAACGUUACACUGACGGAAUGAAAGUGCUUCGUCACUGAGAGACAGAGAGAGAGACUGCACUGUUAAAGGACAGGAGAUUAAUCACACAGAGGUGCUUUAUUAAAGAUGGCCAGCGAUUCGAACCCGGUCACUAAUGUGGGAAGUGGCUACACCAUCAUCACUCAGGUUCUUCCCUCAUCAACAGCCCCGACUACAGCCGGACAAAAUCCCUGUCAGACAAUCAGCCCACUGCAGAAAUUCCUGAAAGGAGAACCGAAAGCUCUGGGAACUGUCCAAAUAAUGGUCGGUGUGUUGACGAUCUUGUUUGGUAUCGUGCUCGCGAUCUUUCCUGAAAGCAUCAGCGUGGUCUCUGGAGUCGUGUUCUGGGGCUCGCUGUUGCACAUCAGCGCUGGUUCUCUGGCUGUUGCAGCAAACAACAAACUGAAUCGCUGUGUGGUGAAGGCCACUAUGACGGUCAAUAUUCUUAGCACAGUAGUUUCAGGAAUUGCCAUCAUCAUACUUUCCAUAGAUUUGGUGAUCGCCCCGAUGUUUGGAUACUGCUACGAUGAAGAUGAGUAUGGUUGCAGGAAUUGGUAUCUUGCAGUGAGCCAGAUCCGUGGAAUCACCGGCGUUCUGCUGCUUUUCUCUGUGCUGCAGUUCGCUGUCUCUAUUGCAGUUUCAGCUUUCACCUGCAAAGCCGUCUGCUCCAGUGAACCAACUCUGAGCAUCGUCAAUGUGGUUCAGAACCCUGAGAUGUGUGUUCCUGUGGUCAAUUCCUAUCCAGCACAACAACCUCAGCUGGGGGUCAGUACAAUGAACGCUGUCGCCAUGAGCAGUGCACCCAUGGAAAGUCCUCCAGCGUACUGCGAGAAAGGCCACCCAGAUGACUGAGGAUAAUUAGAAAUAAGAAAUGAUUCUUAACACUGUGACUUCACACACGAUGGAAAACACAACCACGUUCUGUAGUGCUUACACAACACGACUUCCUGUAACCGCUAAACACACUUUCAACAUUCAUUUAUUUUAUACGGAUAUUGAUUUGUUUGCUUGUUUGCUUCAUGAAGACUUUGCUUCUUUAAGAUUUGCUCCAGUCCUUCUGAACACUUAUAUUUUCUGGGAAACUUAAUUGUUUUCCUGGAAAAACAAAAACAAAUAAAGAAAUGUAUACCACA